AUGGCCGCCCCCGAAGUGCACCACCUCUUCCACCACCCGAUCGCGGACCACUCCUUCUCCGCCGACCGCCAGACGCUCGCCGUGGCCCGCGACAACAACGUCGACCUGUACGCCCGAUCCGGCAGCGGCUUCAAGCUGCAGGACGAGCUCUCGGGCCACGACAAGACGGUCACAGGCGUCGACAUCGCGCCCAACAGCGGCAAGAUCGUCACGUGCUCCCAGGACCGCAACGCCUAUGUCUGGGAGCCCUCGGCCAGCGGCUGGAAGCCCACGCUUGUCCUCCUGCGCAUCAACCGCGCUGCUACGUGCGUCCGCUGGGCGCCCUCGGAGACCAAGUUCGCGGUGGGGAGCGGCGCGCGGCUGAUCCCCGUGUGCUACUUCGAGGAGGAGGAUAACUGGUGGGUCUCCAAGCACAUCAAGAAGCCCAUCCGCAGCACCGUCACCGCGGUGGCCUGGCACCCGAACUCUGUCUUGCUGGCAGCCGGCUCGACCGACGGCCACGCCCGCGUGCUCUCCUCGUUCGUCAAGGGCGUCGAUGCCCGCCCCGAGCCGUCGGCGUGGGGCGAGCGUCUCCCCUUCAACACCGUGUGCGGCGAGUUCCUCAACAACACCGCCGGCUGGGUCCACAGCGUCGCCUUCUCGCCCUCGGGAAACGCGCUCGCCUUCGCGUCGCACGACAGCACACUCACCGUCGUCUACCCGUCCGCGCCCGAGCAGCCCCCCAGCGCGGUGAUCAGCCUCAGCACACAGGUCCUGCCCUUCGUCUCGCUGGUCUGGAGCUCCGAGGACGAGAUCAUCGCCGCGGGGUACAACUGCGAAGCCUACCGCCUGCAGGGCUCCGAGCAGGGCUGGCAGCUCGCCGGUUCGCUGGAGAGCAAGGGCCGCCCCGGACUGGCCGAGGCGAGGGAGGAGAGCGCGUUCAACAUGUUUAGGCAGAUGGACCUCAAGGGCAAGAGCUCGGCGGAUGAUACGAAGCUGAAGACGGUGCACCAGAACACCAUCAGCACGAUUCGCAGUUACCAGGAGAGCGGAGGCAAGAUUAGCAAGAUCAGUUCGAGCGGUGUUGAUGGAAGGGUCGUUAUUUGGAAUGUGUAG
Messenger RNA from Macroventuria anomochaeta, 1095 nucleotides. RefSeq names its product structural constituent of cytoskeleton. The record is from RefSeq and is a predicted model, not a curated record. NCBI's taxonomy places the organism in Eukaryota, Fungi, Ascomycota, Dothideomycetes, Pleosporales, Didymellaceae. Gene Ontology annotation, cellular component: actin cytoskeleton; Arp2/3 protein complex. Gene Ontology annotation, biological process: Arp2/3 complex-mediated actin nucleation. Gene Ontology annotation, molecular function: actin filament binding. The transcript has a single exon. The coding region runs from base 1 to 1095 and encodes 364 amino acids.